GCGGCGGGCGGGCGACACGCGUACACAUCCACGUCAGUGUUUAGGUGUUUUAGUUUACAUUUUUUUUCGCCCGAGAGGUUGAGGGACGUACGGGGCACGCGACAAGUCAAAGUCAACAUAACCUCGCGAAAUCUCGACAGAAACUUACGCCGACUUACGGGUCGUUGAAAGCCUCAGUUUCCUCAAAUUUUUUUAGUCCAUUCGCGUUUAAAUCUCACGUAUGACAGCUCAAAGAUACUCUUGACGGUAAAAAAAGUUCGUAACGCCGCGAAGAUGUUCCUGAUUAUUUCCCUUCUACUCUGUACCCUCGGACAUCGAUACGUCGAUGCACAAGGUCAGCGAAUCGCUCCGGGUGUUCCCCCGCAGCAUUAUCAACAGCAGUAUGAUCCUCAGCAACAAAUGCAUCAGCAGGUUCCCCAGCAACAGCAGGUUCAUCAGCAACAGCAGAUGCAUCAGCAACAGCAGAUGCAUCAGCAACAACAGAUGCAUCAACAGCAACAACAACAACAACAACAACAGUUUCAGCAGCAAAUACCUGUGCAACAUGUUCCACAACAUCAACAACAACAGUUCCAACAACCACAACAGCAACAACCGCCUCCGAUGCAACAGCAGGUCCCAAUACAAGGUCAUCAACAAGGAGGACACAAUCACGAUCAUGCAAGGAAUCCUCAACAGUUACUCAACACUGCGAACUUGGAACAUGAGAAAGCUCACAUAGCUGAGCAUAUGGAUGUUCCGAUAGACACGAGCAAAAUGUCUGACCAAGAAUUACAGUUUCAUUAUUUCAAAAUGCACGACGCUGACAACAACAAUAAACUGGACGGAUGCGAACUUAUCAAAUCGCUUAUUCAUUGGCACGCGGAACAAGGGGUCACUGAUCGCACCAAGAAGGAAGAGGAAAAAAUAUUCUCCGACGAAGAGCUAAUUGCACUGAUCGAUCCGAUACUCAACAUGGAUGAUGUGGAUAAAGACGGUUUCAUCGACUAUCCUGAGUUUAUACAAGCCCAACAAAAAUCAGCAUCCACGGAAAAUCAUUAGUUAUAAUUAGUCAAUUAAUUGAAGCGAAUAAUAUUGAAAUUCUACUUUCUUCCACGAGCAUGGGAUUGACGAGACAAACUGUAAAAAAAUGGGGGAAUAAUGAAUUUAUCGUAUUCAUUGAAACGCUAAUUUUGCUGGUGCAAAAUUUUUCAUUCCAUUCGAAUCAUUCAAUUAACAGCAAUUUAUACAUAUUGAUAUAUAUAUAUACGUUUGUUUUUUAAAAAAACUAUAUAUAUAUAGAUUUAUGUAAGUUUCAAUUUUUUAUGAAAUAUUUUGUUAAAUAAAUUGUACAAUGUAUACAAUCAUUUUAA
This is a messenger RNA of Venturia canescens, 1352 nucleotides long. RefSeq names its product nuclear transcription factor Y subunit beta. Bases 274 to 1041 code for a protein of 255 amino acids. Gene Ontology annotation, molecular function: calcium ion binding. The record is from RefSeq and is a predicted model, not a curated record. The transcript has 4 exons. Lineage: Eukaryota; Metazoa; Arthropoda; Insecta; Hymenoptera; Ichneumonidae.